AUGUCAGCUUCAAGGAGGCGUCGCAUAGCGGCAAAUGACUCGCAGCUGUCAGACGAGGAAUGGCAGGAUCUCCUUGAAGAACAGGGGGCUUCUGAUGAGGAGGAAGAGGAGAGACGACGACAGGAAGAAGAUGCUUUAAGCGAGGAGGAGGAGAGACGACGACAGGAAGAGGAAGAGGAGGAGGAGUGGUGGCGACUACAGGCAGAACAGGACGAAGAUGAUUCGUACUGGUCAGAUAGCGAGGCCUGCCGGAGAUGGGAGGAAGACCAAUGGCUCCAAAGCCAAAGAGGGUACUUUUAUAGCGGGUUUGUUUAA
Symbiodinium sp. CCMP2456 is the source of this 315-nucleotide messenger RNA. The record is from the annotation of a GenBank genome assembly. Lineage: Eukaryota; Dinophyceae; Suessiales; Symbiodiniaceae.